AUGAAUCAAAACAUCUUUUUCAAUGAUUCAGUAAACACCACUGGUUUGCUGCCGCCAGAUGACCCGAAACGCGUCGUUACGCUUCUUUCCAAUGCCACACAAGCCGCAAACGCCAACCCUACUGUGUCUCUAUUAACCGGCUUCCUCGGAUUUUCCCUCGUAGCAUCCAUCCUUCUCAACGGUUUAAUCGUGUUUAUUUAUUUCAAGGAACAUUCGUUGCGCAGCAGCUUCAACGCCUUAAUCGCCAACCUAUGCACAGCGGAAGUUCUGUUUGCCGGCACCGGAAUGCCGGGAAAUUUUAUCCGCGGUCUGUACGGUUACUUCCCGUACAGCGCAACGGCCUGCUCUUUUUUUCAGUAUUGUAUAAAUGUUUUUGGCAGCGCUGUCCGCUACGGGCACGUUCUUAUUACACUCAACCGCUUGUGGGCCGUCAGUUAUCCGGUACACUAUAAACGAAACCAGAAUAUGCGCUUGACCUGCAGUAUCAUAACACUUACGUGGAUUUUUGUCAAUGUUCUGUGGUUGCCAGUAAUUAUUCCCGGUCGAAUGUGGGCAAACCCUCACGAUAAACAGUGCUUAGUCAAUACGGAUUUCCAGCCGAAAACAGCGCUGGCAGUAGAAAUACUGGGUUUUACCGUCACCGAGAUCAUCGUCGUGGUGGGAAGUCUGCUUGUCUCGUACAGAAUCCACUUACGCCGGAAAAUCAAAGUGGAACUCGGGCUAAGCAGUUUAUCCAACAAGCAAGAUUCUCUUUCGCUACCAAAACGCGACAAUGGCUUGUCCAAAUCAGCAGCGGGAGAUUCCGGCGGUAGUGAUACGACGCAAAGACGCCGAACUGUGUCGAAACAGAGCUCUCAUAAUCGCGUCCUGGCCUAUCUGGUGGUGGCCGUAAUUGUCUGCUGGACACCUAAUCACGUGUACUGGCUUAUGGUGGAUACGAUUGACUACUGGAAUAACACCUUUCUUGCUGUACAGUAUUUCGCUUUGUAUGCCAAUUCAUGGAUCAAUCCAGUUCUUUGCUUGCUAGCACUGAAAGAUUUUCGCCAGGCAAUUCGCAGACUAGUUAAUUGAUGACCUGGUGAAGUUAAAACAACCCCAAGUUU
Molecule: messenger RNA, 1103 nt
Organism: Paramacrobiotus metropolitanus
Lineage: Eukaryota; Metazoa; Tardigrada; Eutardigrada; Parachela; Macrobiotidae
Product: 5-hydroxytryptamine receptor 1B-like
Exons: 2
Coding region: 1-1071 (356 amino acids)
Biological process (GO): G protein-coupled receptor signaling pathway, coupled to cyclic nucleotide second messenger; chemical synaptic transmission
Cellular component (GO): membrane; dendrite
Molecular function (GO): neurotransmitter receptor activity; G protein-coupled serotonin receptor activity
Source: RefSeq, a predicted model, not a curated record